Messenger RNA from Microsporum canis CBS 113480, 378 nucleotides. Its product is annotated as translocon subunit. Gene Ontology annotation, cellular component: Sec61 translocon complex. The coding region runs from base 1 to 378 and encodes 125 amino acids. Lineage: Eukaryota; Fungi; Ascomycota; Eurotiomycetes; Onygenales; Arthrodermataceae. Gene Ontology annotation, biological process: intracellular protein transport. The transcript has 2 exons. The record is from RefSeq and is a predicted model, not a curated record.
AUGCAGCCUUCCUCUCCAAUGGUAUCAGGUGCCGAAUCAGGCGCUGAGGGAUCCAAGCCAUCCAGCUCGUCCGGCCCAGCUGGCGGAUCUAGCUCUGCCUUGCGCCCAUCUUCUCCUACUCCCCCAGGAGGCCCACGAACGGCCCUCCGUCGUCGUGCUGCUGCAGACCACAAAGAAUCAGUACGAAAUGCGCGCCCAGCAUCUACUCGAUCAGCCGGAGCUGGUGGUUCGUCUGGUACCAUGUUGAAAUUAUACACCGACGAGAGCCCGGGACUGAAAGUCGACCCUGUUGUUGUAUUGGUUUUGUCUCUUGGGUUCAUUUUCUCAGUCGUCGGAUUGCAUGUUAUUGCAAAGAUCACCCGAAAAUUCUCCUCGUAA